Molecule: messenger RNA, 1207 nt
Organism: Pseudonaja textilis
Lineage: Eukaryota; Metazoa; Chordata; Lepidosauria; Squamata; Elapidae
Source: RefSeq, a predicted model, not a curated record
AUGGCGGCUGCCGUGCCCAUGUUUUUGCCAGUCCUGCUGAAGGCCGGCGGUCUUUCCACCCCACCCUGCAGGGUCCAUGCCAUCUUCCCCACUCCUGACUUGGCCCUCCUGAAGGAUCACCAGGUGGAGAAGGUGGUGUCCUACGCCAAAAAGGUGGAAGGGGACGUCUACCAGUUGACCAACCACUGGGACGUGUAUUGCUGCCUCAUUAUGGUGAAGCUCUUCAAAAUAGAAAAGGAACUGAGGGAGAAGAGGGCCCUCUGGGGCCACAAGCAAGGCAUCGCGGACACCCAGGCCUCGCCCAGGGGACCAGCCCAGCCUGCGGUGCCUCUUGGCAGUCAGCUGGCCGCCCCGGAAGUGCCUCCGAGCCCCACCCAGGACCCCCCAGGUGUCCCUCCGCUGAACCCCAUGUCCAUUUGGACCAUCCAGACCUCUCCCGUUUCGCUGGACCCCCUGGCGGCCCCCCAGACAAGCCCGCCUGCUCAGACCCACGGCGAGGAAGCGGCUCCGGCGGUGCCCGCCACUUCCCCUUGGCUGCCUCAGCCCCAAAGUACAACAAGGGCCUCUUUGGGCACCUUCCCGAGCCCUCCACCGGCCCCCGGCCAGUUCCUGCCCCCGCAUCUGUUUCCUGCCCCCCUCGGAGCUCUGGACGCCAGCCUGGGCAUCCUGGGGGAAUCGGCUCCACAGGAUGGAGGAGCCCAGGGCCAGGACCCAGGCUCCCCCCUCUCUCACUCUGUGCCCACCGUGACCCUUCUGCCUCCUCACGCCUUGCCAGGGGCCCAGAGUCAAAGUGCAUCCUUGGGGCCGAUGGCGGCGGCAGCAGCAGCAGCACCGGGCCUGAGCCCAGAGCCCCCUUCCCAGCAGCAGCCCCACCCACCCUGCCCGAAGUCAGCCCCGGGCCCAGGCACCCUGGGGGACCCCCACUUUGGGACCAGAGAGGCUGCCUCCCACGGGCUGCUGGGUAAACGCCGGAGGCUGGCCGAAGGGGGCUGGAGUGCCUCCCCUGCUGGCCCCUCCCCCUUGGCCCUCCCCGAUGCCCUGGCGCAGCCACCUCCGGUGACCCUCGAGUCCCUUCACCGUUCGCUGGAAGACUUGCGCAUCUCUGUCCUCCGCAACCUUGGGGCUGUCCAUAGGCAGAUGGAGGCCCUGGAGAAGAGGAUCCACACGCUGGAGCGCUGGCGGGCGGAGACGGAGGGGCGCCAGUGUG